AUGAUGCGCCAAAUGUACGACGAGGAGUCCGAAAAGGACGAUACUCUCUCCGCUAUGAACAGUCAUACUUCAUUGAACGGGAAGCCUGAUUCAACGGGCGCAAUGCUCCGCCUUUCUCUUUGGGUUGCCUUCGCGGCUUGGAUUGUUAACUUCGAUAAUGGAUACACGGGCACUGUGCUCAUUAUGCCUUCAUACAAGAAGGCUUUCGGUACUUGCAGCGACCUUAUGGAUCCGAAGACUGGCGAGGUUGUCGAGCAGUGCUUUAUUACCCCUCUACAACAAUCUCUCAUAAGUCUGAACUACAUGUUCAUCGGUAUCGGGGGCGGGGUAUCUGCUUUAUCAGGCCGCUUUUUUGGUCGCCGUGGUACGAUUCAGAUUGGGUGUGCGCUUGCUAUCAUCGGUGCUGCCGGGAUGCUAGGUACAGGAGGACGAGGCCAGGGCAGUUUCGUGCAUUACAUGGUGUGUCGGUGUAUUAGCGCUAUUGGUCUUGGACAGUUGAUAUCCGCCAGCACAGCAUACGGAUCAGAGUGUAUCGUCGCGCACAAGCGUGGGUUCUCGUUGGGACUGUAUAAUGUCGGACUUGCGAUGGGGAACGUUGCUUCUUCUGCUGUAUGUGCCGGAUCGGCGCAGUUUGAGCCGGGAAAUAAUUGGCAAUGGAAGACGCCGAUCUUGUGUCAGAUUCCAAUGGGCAUUAUUCUUGGAGCCGGGAUCUUGAUGUUUCCUGAGUCGCCGCGAUGGAUCCUAAAUAAUGACCCUGAGAAUGAAGAGGAGGCAAGAAGGGCUUUCGCAAUGCUCUACCGGAUGGAUCCAUUUGCGCCUGAAAUCACAAAUCAGAUUGAAGAGGUAAAGGCACAUAUCAAGGCUGAGCGGACGGCGAAGAAGUCUGUUUCGUGGUAUCAGAUUUACUCGUCGCAUAAUAUUCGGAGGACUUCUGCGUCAGCGUUGAUCAUGAUUGGACUUUCGAUUACUGGGAUUCAAUUCGUGCAGCCGUACGCCACUACCUUCCUUCGGGGUGCUGGGAUGAGCAACCCAUACUUGAUCAACGUUAUCAUUGGCCUGUGUAUUCUUGGAGGAUCAGGCUUAGGUCCCGCUGUGGUUGAAUAUGGAGGACGCCGACUCGGUAUUUUGGCUGGAUACACAGUAAUGGCAGUGUGCAUGUUGAUUCUAUCGUCCGUCAGCACAGCACUAGGCCAAGAUUCCGUGUCCAAAAUCGUCGUCGUCAUCCUCCUAUGCUUCUGGGCCUUCAUCUUCGGUGGAACAAUUGCUCCUACAGCAUAUCUAGCAUCUGUAGAGAUGCACAGUGUCUCCUUACGAACAUAUGGACAAGCAAACACGACAAUCCUAUACGGUGCAUUCUCAUUCGGCGCCACCUUUUGGACGCCGUAUAUGUUAGAUGCACAAUAUGGUAAUAUGGGACCCAAUGUGGGCUACUUCUACGCUGGCGUGACGGUUAUUAUUACUGUGUUCGUUUUUCUGCUUGUACCAGAGACUGCUAGUCUUACUUUGGAGCAGAUUGACGAUCAUUUCAAUUCGGGACGUCCGGCUUGGAAGACUUCUGUGGCGCGAAAUAAGGAGCUUGUUCAGCUUCGUGGCCGGGAGUUGCAGGCAAGUGAAUAA
Messenger RNA from Penicillium angulare, 1617 nucleotides. RefSeq lists its product as uncharacterized. Gene Ontology annotation, molecular function: carbohydrate:proton symporter activity. Gene Ontology annotation, cellular component: membrane. The record is from RefSeq and is a predicted model, not a curated record. Gene Ontology annotation, biological process: transmembrane transport; carbohydrate transport. Bases 1 to 1617 code for a protein of 538 amino acids. NCBI's taxonomy places the organism in Eukaryota, Fungi, Ascomycota, Eurotiomycetes, Eurotiales, Aspergillaceae. The transcript has a single exon.